Messenger RNA from Suillus discolor, 957 nucleotides. RefSeq lists its product as uncharacterized. The transcript is spliced from 2 exons. Bases 172 to 576 code for a protein of 134 amino acids. The record is from RefSeq and is a predicted model, not a curated record. NCBI's taxonomy places the organism in Eukaryota, Fungi, Basidiomycota, Agaricomycetes, Boletales, Suillaceae.
GAUUACUCGCUCCGCAGCAAGUUUAGUGUGCACUGGUCAAAAAUUUUCCCGUAUAUAAAGUUCCCUGCCCCUCAAGUGACAGUCUACCAGUACUCUGCGCGACGCGAGUGAUUACUAGUCUCAGUCCCUCUCUGACAAACUUAAUAGUCUUGUUGUACUUGAAUCUUCACCAUGAAACUCACGUCCGCCCUUGUGCUUUCGUUCAUCGCCACUGCGCAAGCAGCAACAUCAAUUUCUAGCCCAGUCCUGCCCAGCGGAAUCCCAGCAACAAGCGGCCUGCCUUUGAGCACCCUCUCUCUUGACACCACAGCUUUUACUUCGUUUCUUUCCUCCAUCCUCUCAUCCGGCACCAUUCCCACUUCCCUUCCCACCACCCUUCCUACUUCCCUUCCUACCACCCUUCCUACUUCCCUCGGCACUCUUCCGACCGUAACGUCUCCUUCGUCCGGUGCAUCUACAUCAACUGCGACAAGUGCACCAGCUGCGACAACCUCUAGCGGUGCAGGACGAACAGAAGCGGGGCUGGGGUUGGGAUUGGCUGCCGGAGCUGCUGCGGGCUUGCUUGCGUUGUUCUAAUUAAUGAGUACAUUUUUGGUGGUAACGCAUGUACGUAUUCAUGCGGGAAAAUUACGUUCAGGAAUAAAAGUCGAAAGGUCUCACGUGUGCUGCGGGGCCUAUAUCUACGAUAUUGAAAUAGACUUUUAACGGAUGCGCACCUCGGCAGCUGUGCAAGUUAGUUCUCCUGUGUCGAAAUGGACUCGAUCCUCGGCGUGUCAGCGCUUCAGCUUCAGCAACAACCUCCAUGAAAAGAAGUUACCUUGUAAUCCUCUGUCAUCCAGAGCACUGGCCACAGUGCUGUCUUCCAUGGACUCUAUUUCAAAUUUCAGCUCCCACCCGAUACACCACAAGACACGAGCUUUCUGUAUCUUUGCUGGUACUUACCUGUAGCAGACACAA